Molecule: messenger RNA, 1425 nt
Organism: Lethenteron reissneri (Far Eastern brook lamprey)
Lineage: Eukaryota; Metazoa; Chordata; Hyperoartia; Petromyzontiformes; Petromyzontidae
Product: heme-binding protein 1-like
Molecular function (GO): heme binding
Source: RefSeq, a predicted model, not a curated record
CAGCCAGCCCAGAGAGAGAGAGAGCGACACCGGGAGGGCAGACCGCACGAACGAACACGCUCGCUCGCGCAACUACUAAACACGUUUCGAACGUGCCAUUGUAAUAGAUAAAUAUAUAACUAUUAAAUACUUUUGUUUUAUAUAUAUAAUACAGACAGAGAUUUGCGCGUGCUCCCUUGUGCACCUGAGCUGUCAUCCCCACCUGUCUGCCCAUCAUCUGCCAGUCGCUGCCGCCACCACCGCCAAUCCUUCCCCUGCGCCUGCCCAAGUAUCCACGACGACGCAGCCACCAGACCGGAAGAUUGAGUCGAACUGGCGACCUCUGGAUUGCAAGUCCAGAUGAAUCCAAUGGCCCACAGAAGUGGAUAAAACAGAUCUACUUCUGAGCUCCAUUCAAGUGACCUCUGUUCAACACAGGACUGACAUGGAGCAGGAGAGCUGUCGGUUCGGUGGUGGCAGCGGUAUGGUGGGAGGCCAGGCCCGGGCCAUGCCAGGCCAGCCCCACGCAGGGCAACUACUCAUCACGAUGGAUGACCUGGACACCAUGUCAGAGGAGACCAUGGAAGGCUCGAACUGCACGAGCGGCGACGGUGUGGACAACGCGGGCGGACCGAUGGACAACGGCAGCAAUGAAGGCAUGGAGGACCGGCUUUUCAACUACUGGGAAGACAUUGCUCGUACCCAUCAGGUGGUGCUGCCCAGAGAAAUGGCACAGCCUAUUCAGCAGAUGACGAUGAACAAUGACCCAGAAACCCGGGAACUGAACCCUUACACAGUCAUCCAGAGGAACGAGACGGGGGACGGUCACAUGCCGGUGGAGGAACGCGAGUACCCGGCCGGCUGGUGGGCAUGCGUGACAACCAAAGAGGACACCUACGAGCAGAGUAUCUGCUACGCGUUCAUGAAGAUCAUGAGAUACAUCUGCAGGGAGAAUUCCACUGGCUCAUACCUGGGCAUGACAAUCCCGAUCGUUACUACGGUGCAAGUGGACGAGGCAACAGGCACUCUGUUCCACCAUGUGGUGGUAGGGUACCGCCUGCCCUUGCACCUUCAGGGACAGCCACCCACGCCCUUGGACCCUACUGUCACCAUCGAGGAGCGCCCGGCCAUACGAGUCUACACCCGUGAGUUCAGCGGUGCCACCAACGAGACUACGAUCAUGCGUCAAGUGAAUGAGCUGGCACAGAUCCUGUGCCACUCCGAGCUCUACAACACUGAGACCCACUUCAUCGCUGGCUACAACAACCCGGCCGCAGCCAACCGCCGCAACGAAAUCUGGUUCAUCCGGAGAAUCUAGCUGGCACGGCCGCUAUAACAUGCCGCAGAGUGGUGGCGCAAUCCGAGGAUGAGGGGGGGCACGACCCACAGUAAACUUUACCAUGUGAAUUAGUCUUCUUUAAAAGGCAGGUCCACAGUUGAGCUAUC